Messenger RNA from Eubalaena glacialis (North Atlantic right whale), 3253 nucleotides. It is a transcript of the gene KCNAB3, whose product is annotated as potassium voltage-gated channel subfamily A regulatory beta subunit 3. Gene Ontology annotation, molecular function: potassium channel regulator activity; transmembrane transporter binding; voltage-gated potassium channel activity. Bases 397 to 1611 code for a protein of 404 amino acids. The transcript is spliced from 14 exons. The record is from RefSeq and is a predicted model, not a curated record. Gene Ontology annotation, biological process: potassium ion transport; regulation of potassium ion transmembrane transport. Gene Ontology annotation, cellular component: membrane; voltage-gated potassium channel complex; cytoplasm. Lineage: Eukaryota; Metazoa; Chordata; Mammalia; Artiodactyla; Balaenidae.
ACGCGGCUAGGAGUCUAUCGGGUCCCGCUGCGGUUCGGGCUGAGGUGGCAUCUCUCUUCCGCCCCCCCUCGUCCCUAAGUUCCUACCCUCCGAGGAUCGCCCUCGACCUUUACCCUCGUCCAUUUCCCCCUCUCCUCCCUGCGCCAGUACCCCCGAAUCCUAAUCGCUCCACUCGUGGCGCCCCCCGCGUUUCUCCUCUCCGCCGCAAACCCCGCGACCUCCAGCAGCCCGCCCCCGCGAGCCGGAUCCUGCCUGGCUGCUCCCGCCGCAACCUCCUCAGCCUUCCCGCUCUUCUAGGGCUCGCGCCACUACACCCCCGGGUGUCUCCCCUCGGGCUUCCCGGUUUCCUCCUCCUCCCGCCCCCUCGGAGCCCCUCCUCCGCCUUGGCCAGCCGGCAUGCAGGUGUCUAUCGCAUGUACCGAGCAGAACCUUCGCAGCCGGAGCAGUGAGGACCGUCUGUGCGGACCCCGGCCGGGCCCCGGGGGCGGUAAUGGCGGGCCGGUCGGCGGGGGACAUGGGAAUCCGCCGGGGGGAGGAGGGUCGGGCCCCAAGGCCCGGGCCGCAGUGGUCCCCCGACCCCCAGCGCCCGCUGGGGUCCUCCGAGAGAGCACCGGCCGAGGCACUGGCAUGAAAUACAGGAACCUAGGAAAGUCUGGUCUUCGGGUAUCCUGCCUUGGCCUAGGUACCUGGGUCACAUUUGGUUCUCAGAUCUCAGAUGAGACAGCAGAGGAUGUGCUGACAGUAGCCUAUGAGCAUGGCGUAAACCUGUUUGACACCACCGAAGUGUAUGCAGCGGGAAAGGCUGAAAGAACCCUAGGCAACAUCCUCAAGAGCAAAGGUUGGAGGAGAUCAAGCUAUGUCAUCACCACCAAGAUAUUUUGGGGAGGACAGGCAGAAACUGAGCGAGGCUUGAGCCGCAAACACAUCAUUGAGGGCUUGCGAGGAUCCCUGGAACGCCUCCAGCUGGGAUAUGUGGACAUCAUCUUCGCCAAUCGCUCAGACCCCAACAGUCCCAUGGAGGAGAUUGUGCGAGCCAUGACCUAUGUCAUCAACCAGGGCCUGGCCCUAUACUGGGGGACAUCCCGAUGGGGGGCUGCAGAAAUCAUGGAGGCCUACUCCAUGGCCAGACAGUUCAACCUGAUUCCUCCAGUGUGUGAACAAGCUGAGCACCAUCUGUUUCAGAGGGAGAAGGUGGAGAUGCAGCUGCCAGAGCUCUACCACAAGAUUGGUGUUGGCUCAGUCACCUGGUCCCCUCUGGCCUGUGGCCUCAUCACUAGCAAGUAUGAUGGGCGAGUCCCAGAUACCUGCAGGGUCAACAUCAAGGGCUACCAGUGGCACAAAGACAAAGUGCAGAGUGAGGAUGGCAAGAAGCAACAAGCCAAAGUCAUGGACCUUCUCCCCAUCGCUCACCAGCUGGGCUGCACCGUGGCGCAGCUUGCUAUUGCGUGGUGUCUCCGCAGUGAGGGUGUCAGCUCGGUCUUGCUGGGGGUGUCCAGUGCAGAGCAGCUGAUUGAACACCUGGGCGCCCUGCAGGUGCUGAGUCAGCUGACCCCGCAAACGGUGAUGGAGAUAGAAGGGCUCCUGGGCAACAAACCGCAUCUCAAGAAAUAGUCCGUCGGGGGCGCAGGGACCCAAACCGGAGCCGCUGCACCCCCCAGAACCGCUCCCCACCCCCCAACCCCCGCCCCCGCCCCCGCCCCCGCCUCCGCCUCCGCCUCUCUCCCGCUCCGGAUCCCUCCACGCAGCGGCCGGAGCCAGGGAAGCCCCGCCCACUAACGAGUUCCGGCUACAGUAGCGAAAGCAUGAACAAAGCCAUAUCCUCCCGCAGUGGGGCUUGAGAGGGAAAGUAGUCCGCCGCCCCCUAUUGCGUUCUCCUAGGCCUCCCUGCUAAUCCUGGGCAUGAGCUACUGGGCCGUCCCCUCUCUGCCACUUGGCCUCGCUCCCUUCUCUCUUCCCCUAAUCGCCGAGGCCCAGGGGGAAAAAAAAGGCAGAUACAAGACCCAUGCAGAGUACCUCAAAAGUGGCCCUUGAAAUGUCAUCAAGGGGUAACAACCUAAUAUGAAGUGAGUUUUGAUGUCAUCUGGGACAAAGGAGAUGGGGCUCUUACAUUCGUUACAAAGGAAGCCAGGCUGGUCCUGGCAGGAAGUAAAUGAUAAUCUUUGGGAAACUAGGACCCUGCCUCAGCCAGGAGGUGGAGGAGGGCUUAAAACCACAAAGAGUGUUGAUACUUUGUUCUUGCCGAGAGGGGUAGGGUGGGGAGUGCAGUGACAAAGCACUGAUGAGGGAAAAUUGAUGGCCGAUGUAUAGCUUGUCCUGGCACAAGUGGCCAGGGAAGCCCUUGGAAAGUACGGUUGGGCCGCACUUCGCAGGAAAAGGUGACAGCCUUUAGGUCACGGCAGAGAAAUGGGGCUGACAUAAAAAGGUCUGGGGAUAAACUUUUGAGCCUUGAGCAGGACUCCCUACCUGGCAGUGGAGGACUGUAGUCUUCCUCCUGGCAAUAAUCUUAAAGCAAUAAUGAUGGCCCCUCUUGUGUAAGACUUCCCAGGGAACUGUAAAUAAAAUCUCGGCUUGAUCAUCACUUACCGCCUCUGAAAUUGCUGGGGGCUGAGAGGUUAGGAUCUCAGUCUCACAUAUCUGGGCCUCUAGCACCCUGCCAUUAGAAAGGUCCAGUACUACCUUUCCACUGCUCCUUUACCUUAGUGACCCAGGCAUCAUGCUCCUAGUCACUGCUCUCAUCAAGGACCCACGCACCUGAUCCGCCAGGCCACAGUUUUCUUCCUUAGAACCCAGAGGCCUGGCUUCAUAGCUUUGUUGCUCCUACCUCUGAUACUCACUCUUAUCCUUGUUUUGUUUUGAAAGUUAUAUUAGCCAUUCGUCUUGUUUCCCUCUUGCCUGAUACCCACACAUAAGCCAAUGAGCUGUCUAGGUGGUUUUCCUGUGGCUGAGGGGGAGGGGCUGUUCUGAGGUUGAGGCUUUGGGAUUUGGGGAAGGAGAGAGAAAAUGAAAACCGGUCUAUGGUUGAAAUGAUACAGAGACAGGGAAAAGAAAUAUUAUAAAGAAAAAAAAGAAAACAAGUCAAAGGUCAGGUGUGAGAGUGGUGGAAAAGCAGAAGCAAAUGGGAUUCUGUCAGAUCCUUACCCUUAUUCUUCCCCAAGGGACACAAAGUGGGUGGAAAGUUAUAACCUUUAAAGAUCACAAGGCAGGGCAGGAUGAGCUCUGCCUCCCUUAAAAUAUAACCUCACCAUCUCCCUUC